This is a messenger RNA of Arabis nemorensis, 441 nucleotides long. The record is from the annotation of a GenBank genome assembly. NCBI's taxonomy places the organism in Eukaryota, Viridiplantae, Streptophyta, Magnoliopsida, Brassicales, Brassicaceae.
AUGACGACAAGCAUGAAGAAGACGAGGAAGCUUAGAGGACAUGUCUCCGCCGGACACGGUUGUCUCGGAAAGCAUCGUAAGCAUCCAGGAGGUCGUGGUAACGCCGGAGGUAUGCAUCACCACCGUAUCCUCUUCGACAAGUAUCAUCCUGGAUAUUUCGGUAAAGUUGGUAUGAGGUAUUUCCACAAGCUCAGGAACAAGUUCUAUUUCCCCAUCGUCAAUCUCGACAAGCUUUGGUCGAUGGUUCCUCGGGAAGUUAAGGAUAAAGCAUCGAAAGAGAAUGUUCCGAUGAUCAAUGUUACUCAGUUUGGGUAUUUUAAGGUUUUAGGUAAAGGUUUCUUGCCUGAGAAUCAACUUGUUGUCGUCAAGGCUAAGUUUGUGUUGAAGUCAGCUGAAAAGAAGAUUAAGGAAGCUGGUGGUGCUGUUGUUCUCACUGCUUAG